ACGAAAGCAGAUGUGUGUCGCUCAGCGUUAUAUUCUUAGGGCCCUUGUGCUUUGUUUAUAAUCAUCUGACAGCUUCACAACUGGACUAGAUCCAAGGCCCACUACACACUGGUCUUGUCUUCUAACAAUUCUUUCGAUCGUUCAGCAGCUUGCCCCAUCUAGUGGCCGUUUCUAAAUCACGUGUACCUUUAAUGAUGAACUAACAAGAAUGAUUGUCAUAUAAACCAAAAUCAAAGCAGAAAAGCACCAUCGCCCAGAAGAUAUAAGAUUUCGUUUCUUAGUUCAGAUGCCUGUUAUUAUCUACGUUUGAUUUGUUUGUCCUUAUUCAAGUGAACUUUCGAAAAUUUGAUGUCAUUUUGUUAACAUCGAAUAAGUAAACCAAACUGCAUAAGGAAUUCCGAGCUCUGGGACAUUGGCCCGCAAAAUCAUAUCGGCCAGAAACCAGGCUCGAGAACAGACUACCUUCAAGCCUCAACUUUCUGAUUCGGAGUAGGCUGAUCUGACAGUCGUCAUCGCGACUCGAGGACUUAACAGGCUCUGCUGUACUGUGUUAAGUAGGGUAAAAGGUGGCCGGCAACCACCAUCUGAAUUAGAAAAACAAAAUCCAGCAGACAAGCUUCUUACAAACAUUAUGAAGAUGGUCCAAUGCGCUGGGUGCGAUCGCCCCAUCUUGGACCGAUUUUUACUGAACGUUCUGGACAGAUCCUGGCACACUAAAUGCGUCCAGUGCUGCGAAUGUAAAUGCAACCUAACGGAAAAGUGCUUCUCUAGGGACGGAAAGCUCUACUGUCGAAAUGACUUUUUCAAACGGUUCGGAACCAAGUGUGCUGGCUGUGGCCAGGGAAUUUCUCCCACUGAUCUAGUUCGAAGAGCUCGUAGCAAGGUAUUUCACCUAAAGUGUUUCACCUGUAUGGUUUGUAGAAAACAGCUGUCAACAGGAGAAGAGCUGUAUGUUCUUGAUGAGAAAUGCUUCAUUUGUAAGGAGGACUAUCUCAACAGUAGGCAUAAUCAAGGUCUUACCGCCGGAUCCCCACCAGAUCAGACGGAGCUUGAUGAAACAAACGACACUCAUACUGAUCCUGAUCAUAUCGUCAGCCGUGAGAUGGAUCGAGAUUCCAGUUUGGAACGGAAGCCAAAUGGACUACUGAAUGGCAAUUAUAUUUCUAAUAGCACAGGAGCUUUGUUCAACAAUACUCCGGCCAGUGAGUUGGCUGGGUCAGUGGGAAAUAACACCAGUUCAAUUCCCGGCUGUUUAAACAAUUCAAGUAACAACAAUGAAAGUAAAACGACAAGUGGGAGCGAAAGCAGUCCAAACAGCACUAACAACUCCAACUCCCAAAAUCAAGGCUUACAGCAAAAUGAUGAGAACACACCAGGAAGUAAAAGACGAGGCCCUCGCACAACCAUUAAAGCAAAACAGCUGGAAACUUUAAAGGCUGCCUUUGCGGCUACGCCUAAGCCAACACGUCAUAUCCGGGAACAGCUAGCUCAGGAAACAGGUCUGAACAUGCGCGUUAUACAGGUCUGGUUCCAAAACCGUCGGUCGAAGGAAAGACGGAUGAAGCAACUCAGUACCCUCGGAGCUCGUCGCCACUUUUUCAGGAACCCUAGGCGGGCCAUGCGACCCAUACGACCUGGAAUGUCACCUGACGGACUUGACGACAGUCCAGAAAUGGUAGUAGGGCCUAACUCAGGCUAUGGAUACUUCUCGGAUUCUGGAAGUCCUGUUGACUUUCCUUAUGGAGCUCAGCCAGGCUUCUACACCUUUUUUCCGGGCCAGCAGCCACCAGAUUCUUUGGACUUCCCGCCAGGACCCAUGGGGAGCGCCGCAGUACCCAGCCCGCCUCCGUCCUCAAGAGCUAUGGACCUAGUUGUACCACCCGGAGGUCCGAUGGUACAAGGUACAUUUUGUAGGCAACUGAACCUUGCAGCAGACGCCCCCUAUCUUCAGCACCACAGCGAGCUUUUGUCUCAACGUUCCAGCCCUGACUCUGUGCUGAACCUGCCACCUGUUACAGAUGGUUACGGCCCACCCAGAUCCUCAGCGCCAGAGUCGUUUCAUCCGGGUCUUUCUCAUCAGUCGCUAAGUGAAACACCAGUUUGGUGACGUUAUUCUCGUCAAACGGACUCUGUUUGACCUGGCUGAAUUAAAGAAAAUAACAUUUGUUGUUCUGAAAAAGAACAAAUAAACAAAAGAUAAUAUGACCUCCAAUUACCCCACUCACCUUUAAAUAAGAAAAAUUUGGGAACAAACACACUCUUUGGAAAGUUAGGCCUAAUAAUGGGCCCAUCACAAUAGAGCUGUCAAACAUAACUCCUGGGUUCUUCAUCAAUAUUAGCGAAAUUUCUAGAGAAGUGCAUUUCUAUUUUACCCUUUUUUUUCACAAGUGAGUCAACAGGAAAAUUCACCAGAGAGUUGUGCUGUGACAUUAUUACUAGCAUACCUUGUGCAACGUUCAAGGAACUCGAAUUAUCCAUAUUUACGAUUUCAUUUAACAAAACCUUUUAUGAGCACUUGACAAGAGUGACAAUUCCUCGAUGAAAUGAUCAACCACGUCAUAUUUCGAAUUGCGAUGAGAAACCAACAAUAUUCGGACAUAACAAAAACGUCAUGAUAUAAAAUUCUCACUUUUUCAAAUCAAUAUUUAAAAGCAUUUGUUGUUGAUGUAAAUAAUAUUCCUUGUUAGUGAAUGAAUGUUAUUUAUGUAUACAUAGUUGUAUGAAACUGCUUUUAGCUCAAGCAUGUGUUUAGGAUCAUACUACUCCAGCUUCAAACUUUCAGCUUAGUGUCGGAAUACUUAGAUUGAUUCCUCUAAAAGAAAAAAUAAUCUGAAUGUCUGAAUAUGUAAUUAUAGGGUCAUUAGUCCUCAUACUCAAUGUAAAUAUAUGGGGCAGUUCAACAACUUCUUUCGUACCUGUUUUUCUUUAUACAGGUAUAUAUAUAUAUAUAUAUGAUCAUAAUUAUACAUAAAAUUUUUCAACUUGAAGACUGCAUUUCCGCACAUUUAAGUGGCUUCAAGGAAUGCUAAAGUUGUUGUUUUUUCCUGAAGUGUGCGAGGCCAGCUGACGUCACGCGCAGUACUGAAUAACAAUGUCAUCUUAUAAAAAUUGUUAUCACGUUUUUGUCACGUGGCCAAAGGACAAAAAUCGUCAUAGCUAUUGUAUUCUAUUUAACGACUUUUGUUGGAUUCAAACGACCAAAGUGACACAACUUAGUGUCAGGUUAUAUUGCUAUGAAAACAAUAGUAUGGACGAAAUAGAACACGUGGGCCAUAACGUUUAUUUUUUGCUGGACUGAGAAGUAAACUAUAAAAAUAAAGUUUCUCAGCAGACGUAAAGUGUACAGUUUGUGGUUUCCAGUGGCCAAGUAUACCUCUAUCUAGUAUAAUGUUUUAAAUAUGGAGUGCUCAUGUUAACUGAAAAUUUCUGUCAAAUUGUUAAAAGUAGAUAUAUUUCUAGAUUAGGAAACAAUAUUCAUAGAGUUUGUCCUCUUUUUUUUCCCUUAUGUCCCCAACAUUUUUCUACACAGAUAUUAAGGAUAAUGUAUUUUAUUUAUUUAUUUCACUCUGACACAAUAACGUAUGCAACGUUAGCUAUCGUUUUAUGUAUAAACAUUUAUCAUCUUUACUUUCUGUCCAAAGUUUUAUGUUUCACGUGUUUUCUGCAGCAUGAUUACCAUUGCUAAAUUCACUAACUUAAUGUAGUUAGUGGACUUGAGGUGUUAGGUCAUCUUUUAUGACUCUCAUAGAAUUUUUCAUCUCAUUGAAUAUCACCUAGUGAACCAAAAAUAUGUAACAAAUAUAACUCUUAUAAAAACUAAAGGGAGAAUAUACUAAACUGAAAAAAAGGCAUUAUCUUAUUACAAAAAUAACAGAAAAUAAUUUUUAUGACUUUUUGUAAAAGGGUUGAUUACGUUUUCUAAAAAUAUGGUCUGUAUAUCAGAGUUGAUAUAAAAUCCAAAUUAAAAUUUUACACUGGACAACUUAACACUGUAACAAUACUGGUUUAACUUAUUAGACUUAACAUUAUUGAAUGCCUGAUUUGUCGAAAGAGUAGCAAAUAUAUAUGUUUUUCAAAUAUGAAUGACUUAUUUAAACCUAACCUAAUAACACGUUAUUUAAGUGCAAACGAGAGUUUCAAAAAUUUAACAAAAAUUAGCAAGAUAUUUUAUCAAAACAAAGUGUCUUAAGUAACUCUUAUAACUUUAAACCGAUUAAUUUGUACAGCUUUCAAACUUUCUUUUCUAGACUAAGAUUGACUCACAGAAAUGCAGUUACUGGACAAUAUGUAAGAUACAUUUACCUCUUUUUCAUCAUUAAUGAGUAAGGUUAACUAUCAAUCUGUUUAGCUAUGGUCAUUUAUUUAAUAAUUAAAUUGUAACUUUGUCGUCAGGUAUAGUAACCUUGAAGAUUAUUUCAUUAAAAAACAUUUAUUUAUGCUGAAUGUCUUUACAUGUAGAAAAUUUCGAACUUUUGCUGCCCAUCUGGUCAGGAAGAUGAUUGAUGUUUGUUUUACAUUUUUCAUCUAAAAAUAGUUUAAGUAAUUUUAGAUGCCAAUUUCAAAGUUUCUGUCUGGAAAUAAAUAUGAAUAUUAAACACUGAGCGCUUAUAACUAUUUUCGCAUUGGUGGUUUGUCGCCAUUUAAAAUAAAAAUCGUUGAAUCAUCAUUCACUGUGUUUAUUUGUUUCACCGCCGUUGUUACUGUAUCGUUUUAUAAAAUCUACUUAAUGUCAUUUUCGAUCGUACACUGCUGCAAAACAUUAUCUUCCGUACACAAGGGACUUUCGCUAUUAUGGUAUAAUAUUGUGUUAUAUUAUGUUUAAUUUAAAGUUGUGUGCACUCUUUGUUGUAUAGGCACUUGUUUGGAAAAACAAUUAUGUGUGAAUCAAGUACUUCAAUUUCAUGGUUGCACAGCCAUUAUAGUGGCUGGUUGUACCAGUCUUUGUGUAACAAACACUCUGUUGAAGCUAAUAUCUUCAAUGCAAAGAUAUGUAUGAUAAUAAAAGUUUCUUUAAAAUUA
Messenger RNA from Limulus polyphemus (Atlantic horseshoe crab), 5019 nucleotides. Its product is annotated as LIM/homeobox protein Lhx5-like. Gene Ontology annotation, biological process: neuron differentiation; regulation of transcription by RNA polymerase II. Gene Ontology annotation, cellular component: nucleus. Lineage: Eukaryota; Metazoa; Arthropoda; Merostomata; Xiphosura; Limulidae. The coding region runs from base 632 to 2107 and encodes 491 amino acids. Gene Ontology annotation, molecular function: DNA-binding transcription factor activity, RNA polymerase II-specific; RNA polymerase II transcription regulatory region sequence-specific DNA binding. The transcript is spliced from 6 exons. The record is from RefSeq and is a predicted model, not a curated record.